CAGCGAGAUAAAAAAUAUAGAGAAGAGAAGAUGAGAGAGAGAAAGAGAGAGAGAAAGACAGAGAGAGAGAGAGAGAGAGAGAGAGAGAGAGAGAGAGAGAGAGAGAGAGAGAGAGAGAGAGAGAGAUGCUAAAUUCUGUAGUGGGUGUAGUGGGAGGCAGGAGAACAUUCCUCCACUCCUAAAGCUCUGCAGAUCUGUCCAUCACAGGCGCUGUUUCACUACUGUACCUCAGACCUGCAGCUCCGCUCCCGGGGGACCCGCAGCUUCUCCACUCCUCCCUCCGGUCCGCGGCUGAGGGCGACUAACGACGGCACUUUGUUCUGAACUGAACGGUUCGGGAGAGAAGAGGAGCGGGCGAGCGAUAGAGCGACAAGUAGCUUUAAAGCAGAUCUGUGGAGGAGGCGCGGUGCUGUCAGGUGGGCUGAAUCUAUAAAGUAACGAUAGGUUAGCGUGAUAAACACCGUUGUUUAUCGCUCGUUGGCUUCAUUAGCUAUGGAUAGCUAACUAACUAGUUAACGCUAGCUGAGUUACCUCCGUCGCGAGGAGACAGAAAAGUAACUUACACAGUUUUUCAUUAAUUCGCCUUUUUUCCCGUCAGUUUUCACUGAAUACUAUUUAUUUUGUCACGAGUUAGUCCGUAUAUCUCGUCAGCUGGAAUUCAGGAAGAGAAAAAUCGGUCGUUUCGCGCUGCUACACUUUUUUACCCGUUGUUUCUCCUCAGGGUAAAAAACGGCGGGAAGCGCGUGAGGUGAAGCGCGCGCGCACGGUUGCGCGCGACUCUCAGCCAUGGGGUGAAGGAGAGGACUGAGCUACACGACAGUGUGUUUGGGUCGACUAUUUCAUAGUUUUUUCCAGCAAAAUGUUCACCAGAGACCCUCACUCGACAGACGGACUCCAACACAGGGACAGUGUGUUGUUUUAUAAAUGUUUAACUGUCUAGUUUUAAUCUUUUUGACGUUUUUUGAACCUGCAUCAUACUACACAGAAGCGAAAUGUGUUCAGUAUGCUAAGCUAAAGCCAACCUGUGGUACUUUAGCUGUAAUGUAACUUAAUUUUUUUGCCUCAAGAUAGAUAUAUUUCGUGUUACUAAAAAUGAACGCUCAUACUAAGCUUCCUUGGUAACCACCUCCUCCAGUGCUUUUUUGAGUUUGCCUCAGCAUGUGGGAGUUUAAUGCGGCAGUUCUGAAAAUGGUGGAUUGGAUUUCAUAGUAGAAAAUUAAGCUUGUUUAAUUGCAUUUCUGCUGAUGUCCUUAAUUCGUUGGACUGUAAUAGAUGGAUUAAUCACUUUGGAGGAAAAAAACUGUUUUUCUCCCUGUUUUUUUUAUGUCAUGUUUGUAAACUGACUAAACUGAUUGAAUCGUAUCAAGUGUGUAAAAAUAUGAAAACAACAGUGGCCCAAGACUGACUUACUUUUUUUAUAUUGGAAACACACUGAUAAUUCCCCAGGGCUUUUUCUUUUUUCCCAGAAUGCCCUAAAAGACUUUUAAAUAUUAAGAAGGAUCCAGACUCAAGUGUUGAGUCAAACUUCCUUUCCCUUAGUUUCAUCCAUUCACUGAGACAUCUGAGAGUUCUUCUAGAAGAUAAACCACAGCCCCCAUCUUGCUCUUCCCUCUACCAUCCCUUGAUUUAUCUCCCCCCCACUGAAUCAGUCAAGUGGGGGGGGGGACUGAACAUUACAGGGGUCACUUUAGUGCCCCUGACACCAAAACCUGGGCAAUGGAGUCCAACCCGGACAGCCCGAGUAGGGCUGUGGAGUACCUCCUGGAGCUCAAUAACAUCAUCGAGAACCAGGCGAAGCUACUGGAGACACAGCGGCGGCGCAUUGAGGAGCUCGAGACUCAACUCGACCGCGUCAACCAGGAGAACAAGGACCUUCGCCUGGACCGGAAACCUGGGGGCGAGAACUUAUCACAGAACCACAACCAUGAGCAGAGCUCAAAGGCGAAUCAGCCCACGUCUAUGGUUAACCACAACGCCAACAGUGUCCACCACAACAGCAGCGGCAACGUGCCCUCGUCCACUGUACCUGGCCCAGCCCGGAGGACCCACACCAGGCUGACCCGAGGCCUCUCAUGUGGUUCUGCCCCUGUGGAGAAGGAGAGGGGGAGGCUGGAGCGAACAGACAGCAGUGGAACCAACAGCACUUCGACUCUGCGGAGACAUGUUCAGCAGGACAGUGAGGUGUCAGAGUCGAGCCCCUUCUCUGACAGCAGUAAGGCCCCUUAUGUCCACCGUGUUGAUUUCUACAACGACAGCGGCUGUGGCCCGCCAGGUUCCCGGGGGCCGGUGGUGGCCCCCCCAAGCCCAGCCAGCCUCGCCUGGGCCCAGCGCACCCGAAACCAGCCGGCCAGCCUGGCCUUACGCAAGCAGGAGGAGGAGGAGAACAAGCGGUGCAAAGCCCUGUCAGAAAGCUAUGAGCUCUCCACAGAUCUCCAGGACAAGAAGGUGGAAAUGCUGGAGAGGAAGUAUGGUGGCUACUUCCUAAGCAGACGAGCGGCGCGCACCAUUCAGAACGCCUUCCGGCAGUAUCGCAUGAACAAGAACUUUGAGCGUCUGCGAAGCUCAGCGUCUGAAAGCCGCAUGACACGUCGCAUCAUCCUGUCCAACAUGCGUAUGCAGUAUUCUUUUGAUGAUCGACAGCCUCAGCCACAACCCCCGACCCACCACAGUACAGGCAUGGGGGCACCACAUUUACCGGACAUGGAGCCUGGCCCUCCAUCCCGCCCGGGAGACUAUACGCACUUAGAGGACUCGUUCUCAAAACAGGUUAAGUCCCUGGCUGAUUCCAUCGAUGAUGCUCUGACGUGCAGGACGUCCAGAGAAGACUCUCAGGAGGGCAUCGGAGACAGCAGUGGGGUGGUGGACGACUUCGGUGAAUGCAUCUGGAGCAGCAGCAGCCAUCCGUCCCUCCGCAGAGGCAUGGGUGACCGGGAUCGGAGCGGUGGCGGAGGUGGCUUGAGCAUGCAUGAAGACAGCACAGCGACUUCAUACAGCGACGUCACCCUCUACAUGGACGACGGCCUGCCGUCCUCACCGCUGUCACUGGACAGAGCCCCGAGCAGCACAGACACAGAGUUCUGGGGCGGUGGCGGGGGAAGCAGUGGUGUUGGAGGUCGAGAGGACAGCCGGGACACAGAGGGAGGAGGGAGCAGCAACAGCCGCAGGAGCACACCUUGCACAGAGUGCCGUGACUACCGCCUCCGGGGGGCACACUUACCCCUGCUCACCAUCGAGCCACCCAGCGACAGUUCUGUGGACAUGAGUGACCGAUCAGAUCGUGGCUCUCUCGGAAGGCAGCUGGUGUAUGAGCAGGACUCGGCUGGAGGCUCCCCGCAAGGAACUCUCAAACACAACCCAAACGCCCGCUCUGCUACCUCUGGCACAGCACAAGGCCAGGCUCGCCCGGCUGCUCGACCUUUGCCCUCACACAUCCCCCACCACGUAGCACACCACCACCAUCACCACCACCAUCACCACCAGUACCCCGACACGCCCUCGUCUUCUUCUUCCCCACAGCAGCCCCCGACCACGCCGCUGUCCUCCUCAUCCUCUGCCCCACUGCCCCCUGGUGGUCUGGAUCAGCAGUGCUGCUCAGAUGGUGACAAUGACUCGCUAAACUCCACCACUAACUCUAACGAAACCAUAAACUGCAGCUCGGGCUCUUCUUCCAGGGACAGUCUGAGGGAGCCGCUGCCACCACUGGGAAAACAGACUUAUCAGAGAGAGAGCCGCCAUAGCUGGGACUCGCCUGCCUUCGACAAUGACGUGAUGCAGAGACGGCAGUACCGCAUUGGCCUCAACCUCUUCAACAAGAAACCAGAGAAGGGCAUCCAGUACCUGAUAGAGCGUGGCUUUGUGUCGGAUACGCCGGUCGGCAUCGCCCGCUUCAUUCUGGAGAGGAAGGGUCUGAGCCGACAGAUGAUCGGGGAAUUCCUGGGCAACAGACAGAAGCAGUUUAACAAGGAUGUGCUCGAUUGUGUGGUAGAUGAGAUGGACUUUUCUGGAAUGGAUCUAGAUGAUGCUCUGAGGAAGUUUCAGGCCCAGAUCAAAGUGCAAGGAGAGGCUCAAAAAGUGGAACGACUCAUUGAGGCUUUCAGUCAGAGGUACUGCGUGUGUAACCCUGCACUGGUGCGGCAGUUCCAGAACCCUGACACCAUCUUCAUCCUGGCGUUUGCCAUCAUUCUCCUUAACACAGACAUGUACAGCCCCAGUGUCAAAGCGGACAGGAAGAUGAAACUAGAUGAUUUCAUCAAGAACCUGAGAGGAGUAGACAAUGGACAGGAUAUCCCACGUGACCUGCUGGUUGGGAUUUACCAGCGCAUUCAGAAGUGGGAGUUGAGGACCAAUGAUGACCAUGUCUCGCAGGUCCAGGCUGUAGAGAGAGUAAUUGUGGGCAAGAAACCAGUCCUGUCUCUUCCUCAUCGUAGGUUGGUCUGCUGCUGCCAGCUCUAUGAGGUGCCUGACCCCAACCGACCCCAGCGGACCGGGGUCCACCAGAGAGAGGUCUUCCUUUUCAACGACCUGUUAGUGGUGACAAAGAUCUUCCAGAAGAAGAAAACCUCAGUGACGUACAGUUUCCGACAGUCCUUCCCUCUGGUGGAGAUGCAGGUUCACAUGUUCCAGAAUUCCUACUACCCACAUGGUGUCAGACUAACGUCAGCGAUCCCAGGCGGAGAGCGCAAGGUGCUGAUUGUGUUCAAUGCUCCGAGUCUGCAGGACCGCACGCGCUUCGUCAGCGACCUAAGAGAGAGCAUUGCUGAGGUGCAGGAGAUGGAGAAAUACAGAGUGGAGUCGGAGCUAGAGAAGCAGAAAGGCGUGAUGAGGCCCAGCCUGUUGAGUAGCAGUGUAGUGGGUGGAGGAGUGGGCGGGGUCAAGAAUGAGGUAGUUAAUGGCACAAUCGGAAGACCCAGCCUGGACGACAACUACUCACCCGGUGAAGGCCUAAAGCGCACUGCUCUCAGCUCCUCAUUAAGGGACCUAUCUGAUUCAGGGAAACGCGGUCGCAGGAACAGCGUUGGUUCCCUUGACAGUACAAUGGAAGUAAGUCUGAGUGGAGCAGAGCAGUCCGCGGCCUCACCAGCGUUAUCCAAUAGCCACUGUUCUCCCGAGCUGCUAUGGAGCCGAAGACUACCGGCCUCACCGCCCCAUCCUGAGCCCCGGAGUGGGGAUGGGGGGUGGGCCGGGGCAGCAGCAACAACACACCACACCUGCGGUGGCUGGCGCUGGGCCAGCCUCCAGCAGCAGCAGCAGCGAGAGAGGAGCCAGUGGGACGGGGAGUGGGACGAGCACUGCCGGCUCCUUCCUGGGCUCCCUGUUUGGGGGCAAGCGUGCCAAAGCGCCAGGCCCCAUUAUCCCCCCGGGGCCACCUUACCCCGCCCCCGUGGCCCCGCCGAGCACUGGGGGCCCUCCGCCCCACUCUCCUUCCCCGUGCUCUGCGGAAGCAGGGGGCCCUUCCAAGAUCCAGGCCCUGCACGCCCAAUACUGCCACACUACUACCAGCAGCAGCAACAGCAGCAGUGUGGCUGGGCAACAGCCUCCGCCCCCAUAUUACCACCCGCACCAACGCUACCACGUGCAGAGCGCGCCGGCAUCUGGACACCAGCACCAGCACCCCACAUUACAGCGGGUCACCCUGCCACGUCGGCCUCUCCCCAACCCCUCCGGGCACAACCCUUACCCCCCGCCACUUUCCCAGCAUGCUUUGCCGCAAGCUCGCUACGGGACCUUGGGACACAUACCCUCAACGUGCGUCGUGCCGCCUCCCCCCCUUUCUCCUCACUCCCCACUCUCCCAACACCCGCAGUUUGCCCUCUUCCACACUCCACCUCAGCCCUCACACUCGGCCAGAGGGGGCGCCGUCUGCAAGCCUCCGCUGACAUUGUCACACUCGCAGCCGCACCCGCACGCUCACUCCCACGUGGGGCAUACGCCCCUCCCCGCCCAUUUCAUCUUCGCCAGCCCGCCCCCGGCGCCCACCCAGCCGCCCCCACCCCCGCCGCCAGUCUCCGCGCCCCCUCCCGCCACUGCCCAUCACGGGCCGCCGGUCGGCCCGUAUCUGCCCCAGUAUCCUCCACUGCUCUCCUCCAUCCCCCCUCCCCCCCCCCACUCCCCUUUACCCCCCCCUUCCUCCCCCCUUACCCCUCUUACGCCUCUCUCCCCUCUCCCCCCCCAGCACCCCGCCCCGCCACCGCCUCUGCCACUGCCGGCCGGGUCACAGGCCCCGGGGUCCCAAGCCUCGGUGGGACAGAGUGGAGGAGCCGCACCUGGGGGGACCGGUACAGUCGACCGGGCCAAAUCCAAGCCUACCAACCGGAUCAGCACGGUAGUGUGAGCAGGGUAAAGGGUGGCAGGUCACGGGGUUGGGGCUCGCUGCGGGGGCCCCUGGUGGUGGGAGGAGGGACGUCGGAGAGGCUGGAGGAAGUGGGAGGCCGGUCCAGGACAGAGAACAAGAAGAAGCGCAACCUGCUGAGACUCUGUUACUUUCACCUGCGCUUCCCACAAGUGUAGAUGGAUGCAAAGGGAGACGGACACGGGACACAUUUACAAAUCAACACUUACAAUACACUCACAAAUGUAAGGUGAGGUCAAUCGCCCUACAGUGGUUUACGCGGUUCAAGGACUACAACCUCAGAACCUACCGCAGCUUACUUUCAAUGUAAGUGUGGAAGUAACUCAGUGCCACCCAAUAAAGUCCUUUCCUCCUUCAGCUCCAAACACUACAAGAUCAUAAAAUCUUUUAACAAAAGCGAUAAUAUAUACAGUACAACCAGGGAACAAACACACACCCCAACACACACUCACCUAAAGGGGGUGCACAAACUGCCAUAAGACAAUGUAUUCUGAGGGCCAGCACAUCAGAAACAUGAGAGCUUGUCUAAAUGCCUUUCUUGAUGUAAGAAUGGACCUAAAACCUGUAUGUCAGGGAGAGAGAGAGAGAGAGCGUACCAUCAAGGAGAUUCUGAAUACUUUACAGGGCACACAAUGUACAUUCCAGCUACCAUUCCAGUGUGACAGAAUAUCUGAAAUGUGUUUCAAGCAUUAGCUGAUAGCGGUCGUAAAGAUCUAUAUACGCAAUAAUCAAUCCAUUAAUUAGUUGACGUCCAGCUUUUUAAUAAAGAGAUCAGUAGGUUUUGCUGUGUUCCUGUGUUACACUGACUUGUUAGAGAACCAUGUGUAAAGAGACUACAGUGUCUCACACUGCUAUUGAACGUUUUACCUUUUCAGAUACACUCUUCAGAAAGAUUUUUUCAUUUUAUGCGUAUAAGCCUAAUUCUAUCAGGUUCGAAUGUUCGAAUUACAGAAGCCAUGAUGAAUCAGUUAAAACAUUUCUUUCAGUCUUACCCUCUUGUUGGAGGUGUAACUGUUGUGACUGUAAAUGUUAGUUAGCAAACAUGAACGUCCUUUACGCUUGUUACUAAAAAAAAAUGCUGAAGAGCGUGAUUUGGGUUUUUUGACCUAAAGGAAUUUUAUAGUUUGACUGUGGAAGGCAGAGCUGAGCUUUGAACUGGAGUGAACAGAUGGAAACCACACUUGGAUGGGCUUUCAAUUGUAAUUAGGUUUUCAGGGUAUGGGUUAACAUGGUACUAUAGUUAUCCUAAGUAUACACUCACAAAGCACUUUAUUAGAAACUCAAAUUCAAAUACUGAUACUGGAAAGAGUUUGAGACAACUUUUGCUUUGUGACAUAAUGCGUUAUUAUGCUGGAAGUAGCCAUUAUUAGGCUGUGACCAUGACAGGAGUAAUACACAUCAAUCCAAGAAGACAUUCCCCAUACCAUUACACAACAUCUACCAGCCAACUUAAAACAGGCUAGGUCCAUGGAUUAAUGCUGUUGCUGCUGAAUUCUGACUCCAGUUUUAGUUAGCCUGUUUUUCCGGAGGCCUCAGCUCUCUGUUUUUUUGGCUGACAGAAAGAAGGAACAUGAUGCAGUCUUUAGUUGUUGUAGAUGUGCAGAUGUUCUUAAUAAAGUGUUCAAUAAUACAUUAUUAUCAGAUUGUAAGUUGUGCAAUAGCCCAGUAAUUUAAUAGCUUUUUAUAUCUAAAAUUGCAGACAAUCUGUGCAAGAAUAUUUGUUUUGUCUUAUUUGUCCCCUACAUUACAAUAUGUCGGUAAUAUUAAACAAGUUAAAUAUGUGCAAUUCAAAAUUGGACCUGCCUUAACUGCAAUUUGAGAAGGGUUAAAUAAUUGAUUGUGAUUCAACAUAUAGAUAUUAAUCUUGAAAAUGAAUACCAUGUUUUACGGACACUGUAUUAUAAGGAUCCUUAUCAGUGAACGUCUAUUUUCUGAUUUAUUUUCAUACAUAAGGCGCACAGGAUUAUUAGGUGCAUUUUAAGUGACAAUAUUAAGGAACAGGUGUGUUGCCAUGUUGUUAAGCGCUUCCGUUUAUUCAUAGUAAGCUUGGCUUUUCUAUCAUUUUAACAGAGCUACACUGAGGAACUCUGAGUGUUUCGGUAAACCAGGGUAACGGUUCGUCCCACGUAGCUUGUUUUAACAUGGCAAACACGCAGGCUACAGUCUGAUAUACUCACCUCUGAGCUGCGAAAGGGCUAGCGCUGUGGUUAGCGGCUAAUGCUAAUGCUGCUCCAGCCUCAGCGCUGGAGAAACUUAACUGAAACUCCCUUGUAACACUGUAUUCCAGCUGAGUUGCUUUACUGCUCCUUAAAAUCAACACUGUUAUCCUGCAGUUUACCUCUGCACCUUUCUUUCAUCAUCUUCUCAGUAAUAAUAAUGAAAUCACUGCUUGUUGCUGGUGUUAUAGCUGAGCACAGCUGUCCUUAAACUGAGAUGAUACUGCGUUUGAAAAAGCAGUAAAACCCAGAUGGUCAGAUUUAACAACCACAGACGAGAUUAACAAACGGGACAAUCAGUGGAACACCAACCAGAGACCUUUAAUGACUAAACUGCCUGCUCACCAUCGUUUUUAUUAUCACAGUUCAAUAACAGAAUUGUGAGAAUUUACAUAAAUCGACAGACGACUGAUGGAAAUCACAGAUUUUCUUCAUACAUUGAUCAUACAAUACUGUACCUGUGGAAACGGUUCACUAAAUUGGUCCAGAAAAGGGACUCUGACUUAUGAGGGCUAGUCAGUCAUGUGAAAAAAACAUUUCUCCUCCUUAAUAGUCUGUCUGUAUUUGAAAUGCUUGUUUGUGUAAGUGCAAAUCAAAUACAAUCCACAGGGUUGCAUUGAUGCUGUUCUCCUUUUUUUGCUAUUUUCUUUCUCUUUUUUUAAUUCUGAUAUAAUUGUAUACUAUGAAUGAUUAGUUAUGUUCAUUAUUAUGAUUAUGCUGUAUUUCAUUGAACAGAUGGUAUAAAUACAUGGAAGUAAUAGAAACACAUACUGUAUAUAAAGUCCUCUCACAGUUGAGCAGAGCAUGGUGGACAGUCUCUGAAACGUGACCUUUCAUGAAUUCGACGUUGGUUAGUGGUUUGUGUGGACAAUCACACUUGUCUUUACAAGUGUUACUGAAUGUUGCAGAUUUGUCCUGAUAUUUAUUUGACCUUUUUCUAGGUUAGUUGUGGUUCUGUUUUGAGAUUUUUUUGAGGUUUGUUUUUUUAUUAUUAUUUCUUUUUUUAAAUGUGCAGUUCACAGAUUUACUAUUUGGGUUGAAGUGGGGCAUUUUUAAACAAAUCUGAUUCUACUGUUAGCCUUUUUCCUUAAAAAAAGGAACAAAAGGAAAUGUAGUUUACAGAUUUUACCACGACGUGAGAUAUUGAUACUGGACCUGAAGCUUCAGUUUCAAUACUAAUACACUAAUAUACCAGGAGCCAGUGUAUUCCUACAUCUAGACUACAUCAGCUCCUUCUCCACCAUUAAGAACUAAAAAUAAGAGUCAAAAGAUGCGUCAUCUGUCUCCAACUGCUGCAACCCCCCAUCCCCCACUCCGCCCACGUGGAUGUUAUUGCAUGACUGCAGUACUUACUGAAUGAAGAAUGUUCUAUUAGUAUGACUGUACAUAACAGGAUAUCAACAUUUAAUAUUGACCAUGAAGCAAACAGAGAACUAUUAUUCAGGAUCGUGUGUGUAUGUCUGAAUGUAAUGUGUGUAUGAGAGUUUCCAUUCAUUGUAGGUGAAUAUUGCAUAUUUAUUUUGUAAGCCUAUACCAACAUAUAUAGAUAUAUAUACAUAUAUGUCACAACAGAGCUGAAUGUUAUUUUAGAAAUCUAUGAAAUAUGAGAUAUUAUUAAGUCCUCUAACUUGUGUACAGACAAUGUGCAACUGAAUACAGAGAGAUGUGAAUAUUUAUUGCUUCAUAACUAUUAUAAAGUGUCCUUGCAGUGAAUAAAACUGAGCGUUGUUUGUUCAUUUUUA
This is a messenger RNA of Astyanax mexicanus (Mexican tetra), 10307 nucleotides long. It is a transcript of the gene iqsec2b, whose product is annotated as IQ motif and Sec7 domain ArfGEF 2b. Gene Ontology annotation, molecular function: guanyl-nucleotide exchange factor activity; protein binding. Gene Ontology annotation, biological process: regulation of ARF protein signal transduction; actin cytoskeleton organization. The record is from RefSeq and is a predicted model, not a curated record. NCBI's taxonomy places the organism in Eukaryota, Metazoa, Chordata, Actinopteri, Characiformes, Acestrorhamphidae.